Stegastes partitus (bicolor damselfish) is the source of this 4221-nucleotide messenger RNA. It is a transcript of the gene inpp4b, whose product is annotated as inositol polyphosphate-4-phosphatase type II B. Lineage: Eukaryota; Metazoa; Chordata; Actinopteri; Pomacentridae. Gene Ontology annotation, cellular component: cytoplasm. Bases 525 to 2867 code for a protein of 780 amino acids. Gene Ontology annotation, molecular function: phosphatidylinositol-3,4-bisphosphate 4-phosphatase activity. The transcript has 19 exons. The record is from RefSeq and is a predicted model, not a curated record.
AGCAACAGCAGUAGCGCCAGUAGCUCACCCUGGCUCAGUCACAGCGGAGGCUGCAGUGUGUAUACGUCUGCGUGUUUGUGUGUGUGUGUGUGUGUGUGUGUGGGCUUCAUGUGUUUCCAUGUUUACAGUGUAUGAAUCAGCCGGUGUGCCUGCUGCUCUUUAAGGAGCUGAUAUGACCUAUACAUGGAGUUACUCUGACCAAGGACUGCAGGAAGAAAUGUAAGAAGACCGUCCUGGAGCUCUUUAAGAGGAAGAAGGAAGACAUAACAUCACUUUUUCCUCUUUCUCUCUCUCUCUCUCUCUCUCUCUCUCUCUUCGUUAUUUCUAUCAAACUAGCUUUUCUCUCACCAUCUUACUGGCUUGCUACUACUAGGAUUCUGUGAAACAUAACUAGCAGCUUCCUGGGUAGCGCUACAUUUUCAGUAGGGGAUCUGCUGAGAGCUAAAGAUGAACGACUGACCUUGAGUCUCAGGUCAUCUGAUGGUGUGUGUGCUGCCGGAACAGUGGUGGUGAGUCGUCUGAAGAUGGGGGAGAUGGAGGAGGUUGACGUGGACCACAUUACCACCGACAUACCGUCACAGAAGUGUCCGUUGGUUUGUGAGUCUGCACACCAUUCCUGCGUGGACAGAGAAAAUAACCCACUGACAGGACCAGUGUUCAGGAAUCCAGUAUGCAAGGUGUACAGAUUUCAAACAGUGGACAGCAAGUGGAUGCUUGUGCGGGAACAAAUGGAGGAGUGCACUUUGUCAUUUAGCAUCCCCAAACAGCUGCUGUCACUGUACAUUCAGGAGGACAUGAGCAGGGUGCAGGAUCUGAGGGAGCUGGGAGAGCUUUCUCCUCACUGGGACAACUUAAGGAAGGAGGUGAUGACACGAUACGGAGGAAUCAUCAGCUCCUACCAGGAGACUUUGGCUGAACUGGACAAAAUUACUGGUCGUUCGUUCAAGCCCAGCUGCUGCAAAGCCCAGAAGUCUCUGGAGUUUAUCCCAAUAAACUUGCACACCCAGAGGAUGAGGGUGACAUGCCCCAAAAAAACAGAUGCUUUCUAUGACAUUGUCACUGUCGGUGCCCCUGCAGCCCACUUCCAGGGCUUCAAGUGUGGCGGUCUGCAGCGUCUCCUCAGCAGAUACGAAGCAGAGAAAAAGAGCUUCAGCACUGCCUACCAGUGUAUCUACUACUCCCCAGAGCACACAGCCAAAGCCCAGGAGGUACUCAGCACGAUGAGCCUCCUCCAGCCCCUCAUCACCAGCUUAGCGGACCAGCUCCUCCAGGCUGCCCAUGAGCACUCUUCCCCUGGACUGAGGGAUGCACUCAAGAACCUCUCUGACAAGACAGAACAAUUUGUUCACACACUUAAGGAUGAAUUGGUCAAGAGUGCACUGCUCGCACUGCACGCAGCGCAGCCGGGCUUCGUUUCCAAGAACCAGAAGCAAACUCUGGUGCAGGGACAGCACCAAGGCCACAUCGGCCAGGGCAGUGACCAGAAUCAGAGCCCAGUCCAGGGACUUCCGGGCCACAGUCCGACCACAUCCGUCACAGAGAGCACAGCGGUGUGUAAUAAUGUGGAGGCUUCACAAACCAUGACUGGGGGAGAAGGUGGGCUUCUGCCGCCGAAGCACCAAGACUCCAUACCACACCAUAAAGAGUAUGAUGAAGAGGAAUGGGACAGGGUUUGGGCUAACGUGGCCAAAUGUCUCAACUGUGUAAUCGCCAUGGUGGAUAAACUGCAGGAAGAAGACAACAGCAAGAAGGAGUCGGUCCCCGAGCAGCAGCUCGCCGAUGUCAUCACCUCACACAAUCCAGGUGACUGGAGGGAGCAGUUGUGUCCUCUGGUGACCAGGUUAAAGGAGUGUGUGAUGGAGGUGGUGGAGAAGGCAAAGAGAGCCAUGACCUUUGUGCUCCUGCAGGAGGCAGCCUGCAGCAUUCCACAGGGCUUCCUCCUCCAGCAGAGGCGAGACGUGGUCUUCAGUCAGGCACUGGCAGCCUUGGCCUGUGGUUUCGUCAUGAGGUUGUACGCAGGAAUGCAAGACAAAGGCUUCCUGAGGCAGCUCCACCUAGUUGGCCUGAUGGCCCAGUUUGAGAGCCUGCUCAGCACCUACAGUGAAGAGAUCGGGAUGCUGGAGGACAUGGAGGUUGGAAUCUCAGACCUGCAGAGAGUCGUGUUCAAGAUUACAGAGGCCAAGACAGAUGACCUGAGCGACCUCCAGCCUUUAGUGUGUGGCCGACGAGACCACUUCACUGUAGAAGUGCCAUUACCACAACUGGUUUUCCAGACCUUGCCAGAGGAGAUCAGAGAGGGCAAGCCUCUACGAGUAUUCCCGGUGCUGUUUAACGUGGGCAUCAAUGAGCAACAAACUAUAGCAGAGAGGUUUGGAGACAUCUCCCUACAAGAAAGAAUAAAUCAGAAGAACUUUGAGACGUUAGAAGCCUAUUACAAAUCAUUAAGUGAAAAGGUGCCACUAGAAUGUCUACCAUGUUUUCAGACACAGACUGACAUAAAGGAAUUACUUGAAACCUUGGGGCAGAAUGUAGUCACAAAGAAGAGAAAGAAUGUGGAGAUACUAUGGAUUGCUGGAACCAUCUGCCGAAGAUUAAAUGGCAUCAGGUUUACCAGCUGUAAAAGUGCCAAAGACCGAACAUCCAUGUCUGUCACAUUAGAGCAGUGUGCCCUCCUGCGUGAUGAACACCAGCUCAGCAAGGACUUCUUUGUUCGUGCUCUGGACUGUAUGCGGAGAGAAGGAUGCCGGAUUGAGAACGUACAAAAGAAUAUUAGAUGCAGGAAAUAUGCCUUCAACAUGUUGCAGCUGAUGGCCUUUCCCAAGUGCUACCGACCGCCGGAGGGGACGUACGGCAAAGUUGACUCUUAAAGACACACAACGCUGUACUGUACAUCUGCUCCCUCAGUGUUCUCCAACUAGUCAGUAUGAACGCUUAUGAAUAAUAGUGAUUAUGGAAAAUGGGCUGUUCAUUAAAAUUUGCUGGAUGUUUUUUGUUUUGUUUUUUAAUUACUGUUUUUUGUUUUUUUGUUUGUUUCUCUGGUAAUGUGAUGAGGGUACAUGCAGCAGUGCAGAGUUAAGGGAUUCAUUAUAAAUCAAGCUGUUUUUGCCAAACAUGUGUUUCUUGUAAAAUAAUUGCACUUUCUCAUCUACUUUUCAUAACCCAAGCAGCAAUAAAAAGUCCAACUAUGUGGACCAACCAAAGCUGUACAUAAUCAACAUGUGUGUAUAUGACGUUAAUGAUCUUUUAAAGACCUCAACAGGUGAGCCUGCAUUUGUAUGCAUGAACAAUUCUCCUCUGCACAUUGUUUUUAAACUGAUGUGCGUGUGAAAAAAAUAAUGUCAACUCAGAGGUCAGCUUUUAGGUUUGGUUUUGGUUUUGUGAUGAUGAUGAUGUCUGCACUGGCUGCCUUCAGAAAAAACGUUAGUGGACCUUUGACCUAUUUCUGUAACAACCACACGCCCCAGUGGACUUCUGUGGUAUAAAUACUGAUCCCCAUGAUCCAUGAACUGGAACAUUUCGACAUACAGUAGUAAGAUAUACAAGAUGAAAAAUGAAACAUUCAAAGCUAAAACCGUGACUUUUUGUACAAGAGUUGGAGCACCUCUCAAGCAGCUGCACUUUUUUUUUUUGUUGUUAUUCUAUCGCAUAUUCAGGUCAAAACUUCCUGUGUUGUUUUUUCCUGCAGCCAAACAAAGUUUCCGUAAUAACUCUUCUAAGGAAGUUGUAACGUAAACUCAAGUACACCAGGAGGAAAGCAGCAUGUUCUGUUUAGCUUUUCUAACUCAUACUACAGCCCGGUGAUGGAGGCUGAACAUUGGACCAUCAUUUCUUAAUGCUAUAAAACAAAUUCCAUUGUUUAUUUUUGUAUUCUAAAAUGAUUUUAUAUUCUAAGGGUUGAUACCUUGGACUUUAUUGCAUGUUCAGAAUGAUAAGUUGUGAUAUACAUUUGACAUUUACCAAUGUCUAUUUAAAAUUAAAGAGCGGUUUGAUGUCAGUUUCACAGGAGUGCACUUAAUUAAAUCAUUAUUUCUUCUCUUUUAGGUGAGAAGAAAAGUCCAGUGGAGUUUUGUUGAAGCUACUAGAAUUCAUUGUUUUAUUUGGGUAAUCUGAUUACUUUGUAGGUGUGGGACGCGACUUUUGAAUCUGAUUGUGUGCAGUUGUGUGAAGUAUGUUUUCAAGAGAGAGGCAAUAAUAAAUAAAAUAUAAUGUUGAUAGCGACAA